AUGGAUGUCGCAGCAUCAGUUGUGGGUCUCCUCCUCGCGGCUUCUACCGCCUACACGACCAUAGACAAUUUCAUAUCCGCCUGCACUAAUGCGCCCGAUAUCGCGCAAGAGAUCCUCGCGGAAGUGCGUGAUUUCGAGUACGCCCUAACAAGACUUCGUGCUAGGAUAUCGAAACGGGAGGAAAUGACUCCGCUGGGAGCAAUGGCGACCGACGCCACCCAGUUGGCGGUCACACUCGCCUCCUGCACUUUAACCUUCUCGCAGCUAGAAAGGAUAAUUGAUGGUUUAAUGCCGAAGCGGGCGCCAGUUAAAGAAAUGAGUGUUUACAGCCGACUCCGCUGGACAUGGGAGAACUCAAAUCUCACUAUCCUCGUAAGACGUAUCCAGCAACAUAAGGCGACUUUAACAUUACUUCUUACAAUAUGGAUGAGUGAGUCCUCAGCUGAAGCAGAAAGCAUGGUGGAUUCUCUAAACGACAUUCUCGAAACUCUAACAACAGUGACCAAGGCCAUCCCGGCUCUGGCUACACCCCCUACCUCCCCCGCCGAUCUAGAGCCCUCAUCAUCUGAGAUCGAGCGCCUACCUACCCAUCUAGGGACCAGCACAGAUGUGCGCUGCUCUGAUUCAACAUCAAUCAUGUCGGUAGUGUCACGAAUGUCCUUCACAGCCUUACUUCGAAACAGCCGCCCCUACCGCAAUCGUGAUAUGCUCAUGCCUUCAUCAUUCUCCUUGUCUACUUCGCAGCGUCGUGGGACACAGUGGUCCACCUUCUCCAUUGGGUCAAACACCUCAGUAUUCUCUUUACCUUUCACCGACUUUCAACUUUCAGAUAAGCCGCUGGCGGAGGAAUCUAGUAUAUACAAGAUCCGGGUUCCUAUGAAACAUGAUUUACUGUUUAACGAGUGGCGAUAUCCGAAUCUCGGCCAUCUCGAACCUCCCCUAGACCGACGCCACUGGAUGUCCCUUGAGGGUAGGCGGAUACUUUCGGCCCUACUCCACUUGGAUGAUCCUCAGAUCUUUAAAGAUAUGAUAUCGUAUUGGACUACCACGAACGCGAUCGGCACUAAUUCUUUCCUCCAUUACCACGUGGCGAUGUCUGGAGGCGAAAAUCUUAUGAAGGCCGUCCUCGACAGUAAUUCAGAUACUGACCGCAUGCCUUUACUCCAUGGGGCAGUGCGAGGGAAUAAUGAAGUCACGUUAAGGGUACUCCUUGCAGCGGGAGCUGAUCCCACAAUACCUGAUCUCGGAGGCAGAACGUGUUUGGAUUACGCAAAGGAGCUGGGGAUGGGGAAAAUACUAGCCAUAUUAAGUGAGGAGCCGGAGAAGGCAAUUCCGAUUGGUUAA
Morchella sextelata is the source of this 1344-nucleotide messenger RNA. RefSeq lists its product as uncharacterized. Bases 1 to 1344 code for a protein of 447 amino acids. The transcript has 3 exons. NCBI's taxonomy places the organism in Eukaryota, Fungi, Ascomycota, Pezizomycetes, Pezizales, Morchellaceae. The record is from RefSeq and is a predicted model, not a curated record.